Messenger RNA from Doryrhamphus excisus (bluestripe pipefish), 995 nucleotides. RefSeq names its product pancreatic and duodenal homeobox 1 (gene pdx1). Gene Ontology annotation, biological process: regulation of transcription by RNA polymerase II; type B pancreatic cell differentiation. Gene Ontology annotation, cellular component: nucleus. Gene Ontology annotation, molecular function: DNA-binding transcription factor activity, RNA polymerase II-specific; RNA polymerase II cis-regulatory region sequence-specific DNA binding. The record is from RefSeq and is a predicted model, not a curated record. NCBI's taxonomy places the organism in Eukaryota, Metazoa, Chordata, Actinopteri, Syngnathiformes, Syngnathidae.
AUGCAUCGGGACAUGUACCAAACCCCGCAGAUGUUAAAAGAGUCCUGCGUCUACCAGAGAGCACCGCAGGCGGCGGAGGACUUCAGCCCGCCGCCUUGCCUCUAUAUGAGCCGGCAGGUGCAGUCCGUCUACUCGACGCCCUCCGUGGGAGCCCCGGAGACCACCGCCAACCUCCCGGACGCCGCCCCGGCGUACAGCCUCCCGCUGAGGGACGAUGUCGGGAUCCCGCUGCUGCACCACCACCACCACCAUCCACACCCGACUCCUGGGCCCCAGCACCCGCAGACGCUCCCACCCGUCGCGGCCUACGUGGAGACGGAGGAGCAGAGCAGGUCUUACCUCCCUUUUCCCUGGAUGAAAACCACCAAGUCCCACUCCCACGCUUGGAAGGGCCACCAGUGGACAGGUCCGUACGUGAUGGCGGAGGCCGAGGAGAACAAGCGUACGCGCACGGCCUACACGCGUGCACAGCUGCUGGAGCUGGAGAAGGAGUUCCUGUUCAACCGCUACAUCUCCAGGCCCCGCCGCGUGGAGCUGGCCCUCACCCUCAGCCUCACAGAGAGACACAUCAAGAUCUGGUUCCAGAACCGCCGCAUGAAGUGGAAGAAGGAGGAGGACCGCAGGAGGACCAGGAGGGGAGAGCCGGACCAGGACUCGUCUGUCACCUCGGGGGAUCAUGACGGGGAGGCCUCGGCCGGGGUCUCGCCUCCGCUCUCCCCACAGAUGCACGGUCAUGCCCUGCAGGCCUCUGACCUCAGAAAACUUGGACCGUGAGAAGACACUGUAGGGACCUUUUCCAUGCAAAUAAGAUGGAUUUUAUCAACAGGACCAGGCUUUUUUUCUUCGAUUGCAGCCAACUUUGGUGCACAAAAGACAUAUUUUAAUCUAUUUAAUGUAAUAUACCUUCCUUUUCUCUUCUCACUUGUACAUAUUGCUGUUGUACGUGCUGUGUAAUCACAGAGCUUCAGUAGUGGCGUUCUUAUCACAUUAAAACA